AACCUUAUCAUCAAAGAUAAUGGCCAGCAAUGUUACCAACAAGACAGACCCUCGCUCCAUGAAUUCCCGUGUAUUCAUUGGGAAUCUGAAUACUCUGGUGGUCAAGAAGUCUGAUGUGGAGGCAAUCUUCUCAAAAUAUGGCAAAAUUGUUGGCUGCUCUGUUCAUAAGGGCUUUGCCUUUGUUCAGUAUGUUAAUGAGAGAAAUGCCCGCGCUGCUGUCGCAGGAGAGGAUGGCAGAAUGAUUGCUGGCCAGGUUUUAGACAUUAAUCUGGCUGCAGAGCCAAAAGUGAACCGAGGAAAAGCAGGUGUGAAACGAUCUGCAGCGGAGAUGUACGGGAUGUACAGUUAUCCAGCACGUGUUCCUCCUCCUCCCCCUAUUGCUCGGGCUGUAGUGCCCUCAAAACGCCAGCGUGUAUCAGGAAACACCUCACGAAGGGGCAAAAGUGGCUUCAAUUCUAAGAGUGGACAGAGAGGAUCUUCCAAGUCUGGAAAGUUGAAAGGAGAUGAUAUUCAGGCUAUCAAGAAGGAAUUGACCCAGAUAAAACAAAAAGUGGAUUCUCUACUGGAAAACCUGGAAAAAAUAGAAAAGGAACAAAGCAAACAAGUAGUAGAGAUGAAGAAUGACAAAUCAGAAGAGGAGCAGAGCAGCAGCUCCCUGAAGAAGGAUGAGACUAAUGUGAAGAUGGAAUCUGAGGGGGGUGCAGAUGACUCUGCUGAGGAGGGGGACUUGCUCGAUGAUGAUGAUAAUGAAGAUCGGGGGGAAGACCAGCUGGAGUUGAUCAAGGAUGAUGAAAAAGAGGCUGAGGAAGGAGAGGAUGACAGAGACAGCGCCAAUGGCGAGGAUGACUCUUAAGCACAUAGUGGGGUUUAGAAAUCUUGUCCCAUUAUUUCUUUAUCUAGGCGCUUGUCUAAGAUCAACACCAGAUCCUCUCCCCUAGUAUCUUCAGCACAUGCUCACUGUUCUUCCCAUCCUUGUCCUUCCCAUGUUCAUUAAUUCAUAUUGCCCUGCGCCUAGUCCCAUUUUCACUUCCUUUGACGCUCCUAGUAGUUAUGUUAAGUCUUGCCCUGUAAUUUUUGCUUUUAAUUUUGAUACCUCUUUAUGACUUAACAAUAAAAAGGAUGUAUGGUUUUUUAAAAAAAA
Sorex araneus (European shrew) is the source of this 1141-nucleotide messenger RNA. Its product is annotated as heterogeneous nuclear ribonucleoproteins C1/C2-like. The transcript has 2 exons. Bases 20 to 853 code for a protein of 277 amino acids. The record is from RefSeq and is a predicted model, not a curated record. Lineage: Eukaryota; Metazoa; Chordata; Mammalia; Eulipotyphla; Soricidae. Gene Ontology annotation, molecular function: RNA binding. Gene Ontology annotation, cellular component: nucleus.